Molecule: messenger RNA, 1391 nt
Organism: Paramecium tetraurelia
Lineage: Eukaryota; Ciliophora; Oligohymenophorea; Peniculida; Parameciidae
Exons: 3
Cellular component (GO): mitochondrion
Molecular function (GO): FAD binding; catalytic activity
Source: RefSeq, a predicted model, not a curated record
AUGAAAAAAUAUCUCAAUUCUUUCAAGUAAAUUGUGGGAGCCUAGAACAUGAUAACAGAUCCAUUCGAUCUUAAGCCUUUGAAUUAGGAUUGGCAGAGAUUCUAUUAAGGUAAAUCGGAAUUGGCUGUCACUCCUACUUCAUCAAAGAUGGUGAGUGAGAUCUUGCAAUUUUGCAAUUAAAAUAAUAUCAAAGUGGUACCUUAAGGAGGCAAUACUAGUUUUGUAGGAGGAGCAACUCCAGUGCAAGAUGAAUUGAUUUUGAGUCUAAGAAAGAUGAAUAACAUAUUGGAAUUUGAUACGACAACAUCAAUAGUUACAGCUGAGUCAGGAGUCAUUCUAUAAUCUAUGAAUGACUAUUUGCAGACAUACAGAUAUUAAAUGCCUUGGGAUUUGGGAGCAAGGGGAUCAUGCUAAUUAGGUGGAAAUAUUGCUACGAAUGCAGGAGGAUUGAAUGUGGUGAGGAAUGGACCUUUAAGAAAUUAUAUUCUCGGAUUGGAGGUAGUGUUGCCGAAUGGAAAGAUCUUGGACUUAUUGAACAAAAACAGGAAGGACAACACUGGAACCGAUUUGAAACAAUUGUUUAUUGGAUCUGAAGGAACUUUGGGCAUUAUUACGAAAGCUAAUGUUUUAUGUGCUCCCAUUCCAGAAUAGAGACAGGUGUUCUUUUUGGAAUUGAAGGGGUUUGAUGAGGCCAUUCAAUUGUUGAGAUCGGCUAAAUAGUUUGAAUAAUUAGGGGCAUUUGAAUUCAUGGAGGGUAGGAUCUUGUAGAGAUGUCUGCCUUUUAAUCCUUAGUUAAAGGCUCCAUUUGAAUUUAAGGCUGACAAAUAUUAUGUUUUGAUUGAGAUUUGUGGGUAGUAGAUUGAGUUGGAGUAUUAUUUUGAGCGUUUAUUGAAACACACUGAGUAGAUAGUGUUCAAUCAGAACGAAUCUGAGUUGCAGGCUAUGUGGAGAUGGAGAGAGAGUGUGCCAGAAAACCUACAUAAGAUGGGACAUGUUUUGACGUAUGAUUUGAGCAUACCUCCUGAUAAAUUUGAGUGGUUUGCAGAGGAGAUCUAUCCGGAGAGGAAGGGGCCUUAUAAUGCGUUUUAUGGGCAUUUGGGAGAUGGGAACAUUCAUUACAACAUCAUAUUUGAGAGUGUGGAGGAGAUGCACAAGGAGCAGGAGAGAGUUGAGGACAAGAUCAUCAAGUUGACUAAGAGUUUGAAUGGAUCGAUCAGUGCUGAACACGGGGUUGGGUAAUUGAAGCGACAUUACAUGGAGAUAUAGAAGGGAAAGGAGACUUUUGGAUACAUGUAGGAAUUGAAGAGAGUAUUUGAUCCAAAUAACAUUCUAAAUCCUGAAAAGUUAUUGUGAUAAAUAUAUAUAGAUAAUUAUUCAGUAUUCAGUAUUGA